AUGGCACGUGUCACUGACAAAAUUAUGCGAAUCCUACAUAAAUGUCAUCUCAACGAAGAUGACUAUGAGGAUAAGUUUCAAGAUUCGAAGGAGUCUAAUGAGGAGAUUAGGAGUCACGCAGAGAAGCUGCUUACAAGUACGCCAAACAACUAUGUAGGAUGUAUUGAAUAUGUUAGUUUAAAUAAAAUGCUAGCUACCUGUAAUUUAAAGAUUGGAGAUGAAUUCACAGCUAUUCAUCAUUUGAUCGAAUCUCAUGCAGUAGUACUUCGACAGCAGAUCUUACACAGGUAUCAGAAAACCCAAAUGCGUGAAUCCCUGUUGAACGAGCCUCAAACAUACGGGUUGAAACCAACAUAUGUGAAAUUCGAUACCAACUCUACAAAUAGUACAUUAAAGUCAAAACUCUCAGAACUGCCGAAAGAAUGGUACAUGCUUCAAGUCACUGUUCAGUAUGAAUCUUCAAACAUAUUAAAGCACACAAGGCACAUAUCCAGCUUAAUGCAUGCUCUACAUAUUACGAUACUUCCAACAGGACCAUCUGAAAUAGAACCCCUGUGCAUAACAUUGCCGAAACCUGCAAUGCAAGUCUCCUAUGAUAUUUGUACAGAAAUUCAAAAUAUAUUAGCUAGCAACAAAACCAAGCUGGAGGCUACUUACACAAAUAACGAAUACUAUUGGACAAUGCGCAAGGAACAAGACAACGAGAUGAAGAUGGCUAUAGAUGGAUUAGAGAGCACAUGGUUGAGGGAAUGGAGAGUGCUAUUUAUGGCUGACCCCAUUAUGGACUUGGAAAUAGUAAAUGAGAUUCAUGACAUGAUCGAUAAGUUAAUAUUGGAUUCCAGGUUUUCUAACAACAUAUCAAAGCGAUGUAAAUGGCUCUUGAAGAAAGUAUCCACAGGUGCAUGCUUUCUCACGUGUGAAGAAAUAGCGCGUGCAAUCAAAUUCCUACUUCCUAAGCAUGAAAAACUUGCAAAUAACAUUAUUUUAUCUAUUUAUGGCAUGUUAUCUCGUACAGAGAAAUUAAAGGAUGCGAAGCGGAAGACAUUAGUGUUGAUAAUUGACGAACAUAUAGAUUACAUAGCAUUUGAAGCGAUGGAAAUUAUCAAAAACCACCCUAUCACUCGUUUCCCGUCUCUGCACAUAGCGUACGCGUUAUUCAAAGAACACGAAAACACUAUAGUGGACGGAUGUAAAAUCAUCCAAGCCAAAGAGGACAUGGGUAUUUGUAUAGUGAAUCCGUCGGGCAAUCUGCAUAAGAUGGAGAAACGGUUGAAGCUUUUCAUAAACUUCUGGCUACCACAAUGGAAAAGCUAUUACACAGAGCCGAAUGAAGAGAUGUUCGAAGAUGCGCUAGUAAAUCACGACGUUUUAAUGUACAAUGGUCACGGAAGUGGCAUACAAUAUUUGCCCGGAGAAGAUAUUGAAAAGACGAAAGUGAGGUCCACUGUUUUGUUAUUCGGGUGUAACAGCAUGAAACUACUUGUGAUAGGAGGAAAAUAUCCACCUUACGGUGUUGCGAAUCAAUAUUUAAUAGCAUGCAGUCCUUGUCUCCUGGGCACGCUGUGGGAAGUAACGGAUGUCGACAUUGAUAAAAUGACUGCGAACUUCAUAAGUAGUUGGAUCCCGUCGACGUCGAAGAAAUCUUGGGCCGAAGUGGACGUGAACAGUUGGACGUACGGUAGUAUGAAAUUCACGAAGAAUGCUGAAACGAAUAAAACGGAAAUGGAGUCAGAAAUGUUGAGAGCGGUGGCCAAGUCGAAAAAAGCUUGCUCACAAUACAUGACGGCAGCAGCGAUAAUAGUACGAGGUUUACCGACGAAAAUUGUGUAAAUUUACCCGAUAUCGCGGCACUG
This is a messenger RNA of Dinoponera quadriceps, 1853 nucleotides long. RefSeq names its product separin (gene Sse). Gene Ontology annotation, molecular function: cysteine-type endopeptidase activity. NCBI's taxonomy places the organism in Eukaryota, Metazoa, Arthropoda, Insecta, Hymenoptera, Formicidae. The record is from RefSeq and is a predicted model, not a curated record. The coding region runs from base 1 to 1830 and encodes 609 amino acids. The transcript has 9 exons. Gene Ontology annotation, biological process: meiotic chromosome separation; proteolysis. Gene Ontology annotation, cellular component: mitotic spindle; centrosome; cytoplasm.